AUGAAACUACUGUUUAUAACAUGCGUUUCUUUUCAAACAACUACUGAUACUUUAUUUAUUGAUCCAUCAGAAGAUCCUUUUCUGGAUCAUUAUAUUGAAACCAUAUCACAUAUGAAUAAAAAAGAUAUUAUGGCUAUUCCAAAAAUGAAUGAUACCGAAUUUGUUCGAUAUCUGUUCAAUGAUAAUGAUGCUGCAGCACGUGGUAUUCAAUUACGCGUUGACACAAGUGUUUUCGAUCCACUUCGUGAUAAUCAACUGAUACAUCAAACUGACAUUGAUGAAGAAUGGGAAACACUCAUGGUUUCUGGACCGAUCGUUGUUGGAUAUAUGGGUAAUUUAAUGGUAAUUGCUAGCAAAAAAGACUUUUCGUUUCAUGCACCAAGUGGAUACGUUUAUCGAUACAUCAGAUAUCCAAAUUCAUUUCGAGCUACACUUGCUCAAGUAUCUACUGAAAUGACAAAUGCUCUUAUGGGCGCACACACUGCAAUGGAUAGAAUUCAAUUGAGUAUUAAACAAGUUCCCACACACGUAAAAACAGCACUGAAAUUAAUAACUUCAGCAUCAGAUGCUAUGCUCAAAUCUAUGUUACCACGCACACUAGAAAGUGUAGGUCGUUUAGCAACAGAAAGUGCGAGUAUAGCUAAUUCAACAGUUCUUCAAUUCAAUCAAUUACAAGAUUUACUUACUGAAAUUAUUGAAUUAAGUGCAAGUACUCAGUCAACAAAUGAAGCAGAUAUCGAACGAAUGAAAGAACAAAGAAAAAAUGCAACUCUCGAACAAGAACGUUUAAAAGAAAAUCUUGCAGCUAUUAAAAACCAAUAUAAUCAAUCAAAAUCUGCUCUAGAAACUGCUCGUAAAAAUUAUGCUGAAGCUAUGGCAGAACUUUCGGCAUCAUCAACACCUACUAUUAUACCAGCUAGAAUGGUCCCAUUACCUGUAAUUAGCUCUGCUAUUGGUUUGGUCGUCGAUGGUAUCAAAGCAAUUGGCUGUAUAUUCGGUAAAUGUGCUGAUCCAGCUCCUACAGUUGACAAUACAAAAUUUGAAAAUGCUAUGAAAGUUGCUGAACUUGCUAAAAAAGAAUUAGAACGCGCUGAAGAAAUUCAUAAUCAGCAUUUUCUUCUUCAAUUAGCUGAACAAAAUGAAUUGGCUAAAACUAUGAAUAGUAUGGCUUUGCUUGAUUUAAGUCAACUGAGUACAGAAGAAGUUGUUCAAUUACUACUUAAAGCUACUGAACAGAUAAGUUUAAUUAAAGAACAAUGGAUACGUAUGAUUAUAUUUUUUUCUACAUUAGCUGCUAAAGCACAUAAUACUCAACAAAGAGUUGUAAAUGACUUUGUAGAUUUUAUACAACAAGCUCAGCAUGAUAACUUAUUAAUCAAUCAAUAUGAACGUGAAUUUUUUGUUGAACUUUUAAUACCUUGUGCUACAGAUAUUGAAAGUGGUGCACAUUUAUUAUUUGUUAUGGCUAAAACUUAUUAUGCUGUAUCAAGUGAACAUAUGAUUAAUCAAAUUGCUGGUAUUAAUAAACUGUCUGUAUUACAAACAGAUGAAGCACGUCAUACUCAACUUCAAUUAGCAUCGAAUAAUACAAUGAUUACUUCAUUAAAAGUAUCUCAAUUAGCACAAAAACGGCAUGAACUUUAUCUUGAAGAAACGCAGAAUCGUCAAGCUGAAUAUACGACUUAUAUGAAUAAUUUAGUAUUAUUUCAACUUGAAGAAACUAUUGGCUAA
Messenger RNA from Adineta steineri, 1731 nucleotides. The record is from the annotation of a GenBank genome assembly. Lineage: Eukaryota; Metazoa; Rotifera; Eurotatoria; Adinetida; Adinetidae.